This is a messenger RNA of Schistosoma turkestanicum, 2402 nucleotides long. Lineage: Eukaryota; Metazoa; Platyhelminthes; Trematoda; Strigeidida; Schistosomatidae. The record is from the annotation of a GenBank genome assembly.
UUUGAGGGUAGUUCGAAAUAAAAGUUUGGGAGCGGAUUUCAAGGUGAUUUAAAGGAUGAGUGUCGGUAGGCUUGUAGAAGUUAAAAGCAAGUUUGAUGCAGAGUUCCGACGCUUCAGUUUCUUGAUAGAGGAUUCACUACAGUAUAACGCUUUCUAUUCCUUACUUGAACGUAUUCACAUGUUGUUCAACAUCCCCUUUGUUAUUCAGUAUGUCGAGCCCAAAAACGCUGAUUUACUACCAAUAAGUAAUAACAAGAAUUUUGAGUUGGCUGUAAAUUCUUCAAAGUCCUUACUUAGAAUUCUACUUCAGCGGAAAGGUGAAAGCUAUGGAGAGAUUUAUGGAUACAAAGCUUCUAAACAUGGUCUUAUACAUCGAGGAGCAGCUAACACUCUACGAAACUUCGGUGGAAGUGGAAAAAAUCGUCGAUCUGAAAAACCUUACAUCAGUGUCAUGAGUGACUUCCACUUAGUCUCGUCAAUACUGGAUGUUGACAUUAUACCAUGGACUCUAAGACGUGUAAGCCUAAUUCGUUCACCUGGUAAACAAUUCGGUUUAAAUAUUCGUACUGGUGCAAUUCAAUAUUACACAAAAAAUGGUUAUGAAACAAUACCGGCAUUUUUUAUAUCACGUUUAACAGAAGAUGGUAUUGCUUAUAAUACUGGUUUAUUAGCUGUGAAUGAUGAAAUUAUCGAAGUGAACGGAAUUGAAGUGUAUGGUAAAUCAUUAGAUCAAGUCAAUGAUAUGAUGGUAGCGAAUAGUUCCAAUUUAAUUAUUACUAUUCGACCAGCGGAUCAAAGUAUGUGUCUAGUUCCUAGAGAGAUAUCACGUUCGAAAUUUUCACAAAGUACCGAUUUAUUAUAUGGUCCACGAAAAAAUAUCUCAUCAUCGUCCACUGGACUUUAUUCACCGUCAUCAUCUCAACCGACACAGUAUAAUCCAUCCUCAUCUCAUCAUCCAUUAGCUAUGACAAAUACUAUUUCAUCUGUUAGCAAUUACAAUCCAUUAUUACCUCGAUCUAGUGUAGUGAAUGGUGAUUCAGCCGCAACAACAGCAACAGCAACAACAAUUCAAGUAAACGAAGAAAUUGCAAGUGAUGAUGAUGAUGACAUGAAUGUUGGUCUGAUUACAAUAUAAAUGAAAUUAGCAGCCUCUUCUUCCUUCCUCUGGUUUUUAUACACACACACACACACACACCAUCAGCUCAUAUCAUUUUCAUCAAGAAUAAGCUGUUGAAUUUUUUUCUUUCUCUUUCUUUUUCAUUUUCUAUCCACUUGGUGGCGUUUUUUGUUUGUCACUUUUAAGCACAAAAAAAAGCGGGAAACAAUAAAUCAAGCAACAAUCACAAAUUCUUGUUUUUGCGCUUCAUUUUUUUGAUAAUUUGUCUACUGAAAUUGUUAUAAUAACCGAGAAAAUUGAAUUUUGUUUGAAGUAGUAUCAUGUGUGUCACAUUGAAACAUAUCAUCAUCAUCAGCAUCAUUAUAGAUACAUGUAGAUAAUUUGAAAUACAACUUGUGAUCAAUUGUUUUCAUUCUUCUUUUUUUUCGGAUAUAUAUUGAUAAAGUUUUAUUAUUUUUCUCGCCUUUUUUCUCUGUUUCUUCCAUGAUAUUUUCACGAAAAAUUAACUCUUUCUCAUCGGUGGCAGUUGUAUGUAUGUAUUUACUAGUUUGUUUGUUUCGUUUGUUUCCCGCCUUUUUUUCUCUCUCAUUCUUUUUGUUUUGCUGUACAAACAUGUACGUGCGCGCACACACGCAGGUACAUGCAAACAACUAUAUAUAUAUAUAACACCAAUUGAACUGGCUACAACACAUUCACUAUCUUCUUAUUUUGUGUUCAAUGUACCAAUGGUUAUUGAUUUAUUUAUGUAUUUUCUAGUUUUUAUAAACAUCACACACACACGCGCGCGCAUUCCUUUCCGGUUUCAAUCAUAUCAGCGGUAUCUUUGAAUUUGGCCACUUUUUUUUAUGCUCAAUUGUUUUGUCUUGUCUUUUAUUUCGUUUUUCUGCAUUAUAUAUAUAUGUAUUGUUGACAUAUGUAUUAUUUUUUUUUAAAAAAAAAUUAUUUUAUUCUAAGGAUUAACUUUUCCAUUUUGGGAAUUUUUCUAUGAUAAAUAGAUGAUAUACUUAAACAUACAUAUCAUUAGUAAUAAAUAUUGCUCAAUUUUAUUUAUUUAUUAUUACUCUAUUCUAACUUACAAAUUGUUGACUGCACACUUAUCAAUCAUGAUUUCAUCUAUUGCUUUAUGUCAUUUCAAUGUUUCUCGUUUCUUUUCUUUUUUUUUUCGGUUUUUGUUUUAAACAAAACAAUAAGGCUUGGUAAAUUUUCUUAAUUACACUUGUAUCUUCAAUUUGUAUACACUGAGUUGUUGUUUUUCUUUCUUAAGAAUAAACAAAAUGAUUAAAUA